This is a messenger RNA of Oryzias melastigma (Indian medaka), 2331 nucleotides long. RefSeq lists its product as uncharacterized. NCBI's taxonomy places the organism in Eukaryota, Metazoa, Chordata, Actinopteri, Beloniformes, Adrianichthyidae. Bases 150 to 1265 code for a protein of 371 amino acids. The record is from RefSeq and is a predicted model, not a curated record. The transcript has 6 exons.
ACAACACAGAACAGAAGACGACGAAGAAGAAGAAGAAAAAGCGGAAGUUGACGGAAGUGUCGGUAAAUUCCACCAGUAUCAAGUUCUCAGACUAAACUCGUCAGUGGAAAACAUCAGGCGUAAAGUUUUAAUUUGGUCGCCCCGCUUCUAUGGAGGACCUCCGGGAGAACAGCGACCCACGGGCGGACCCACGUAACGGGACUGACGGCUCCGGGCCGAUGUCUCUGACAGACGAUGUCCCGCGGGGGCUGCCGCUCGUGAAUCCGCCUCGGGGGCGAAAGCUGGUGCUUCACGUCGACCUGAACAGCACCAUCCUGGUGUCGGACGCUGUGACGGCCCAGGGGACGGUCGCUGCACUGGACUACUUCUUGACCACCGUCACCUGGGGGAAGAUGAACAAAGGAAAGUGGGAGUGGCUCAGUGACGCCCCCUCCCUGCUGCCGCCCUGCAGCGACGCUGUGAGCUACUACAGCCAGUUUGGACGGACGCUGAGCUUCACCUCUGCAGCUGGGAAACGCUUCAGGGGGGUGUUGGACGAACAUCUGCAGAUGCUCCGCUGGCCUGAAGGCGUGAAGGAGGACAAAGAGUUGUCGAUUCGAGGAGAAGACGGCCAUCUCUACCACUGGAUCCUGCCGUCCUUCUUCCAGCUGCUCAGAGAUCUGACGCAGGAAGGCCAGGAGUUCGCCGUCGUCUUCCGCACGUUUGGAAGCGACCUCCCGCGCGUCCUGAGAGCCAUGAACCGUGUGCUAACGGAGGGGUGUCACCCGCUCUUCCCCGACCUGCCGGAGCUGAAGCUGAACGUCGACAUGAAUCCAGGAAAGAUCCGCUGCAACAAGAAAGGGGUCGUCCUGACCCGUGCCGACCAGAACUGGUCCACUCGUGACGGAGAGAGGAGCCUGUACCAGUACCUGAGCUCCCUGGAGGGCCUGGGGGGGUUUCGGGACGACUAUGAUUGGUGGGUGGCAAACACCUACUCCAGCCUGGGGGGGAAACCGCUGUGGAUCGACCCAUUUGACCAGCAGGUUCAGCACAUCUUCAUCGAUGAUAACAUCCGGCAGAACGAUGAAGAUUCAGUGGUGAACUCAAAGGUCUUCUUGGACCCCAGCGGUUCUGAAACCCGCACAGCCUUCACCUCUGAGCUGUACGACAUCACGCUGGUCCAGAACGACCUCCUCCGGGCCAUUUCUGACCACGGCUACUUCACUCAGCGCGUCCACAUCUGCAUGGAAAACUACGCCCAGAACCUUCAGCAGGGGGCGAGCUAGGACCGCAGGGUGGAGCUGCUGUCCAGAUUACAGCAACAAAACCACUGAAUGUAGAGAAGGGAAGAAUUGUACAGGUCAAGCCAAACUUUUGCACAUUUCCACUGACUGAGCCGUGGGGCGGCGAGGUUCCGUACUGUUUUAAAGGAUUUGCACAAACCUGGUUUGCAUAGCAGAAACCACUUCCUAGUUUUUUUGGUUUUCAGUUAUGUGCUUUAAAAGCCAAAAAAAAGCUUGAAUAAUUCCUGCAGUGGAGUGAGACUUUGUGUCAGGAAUGCUGAGCUCUAAAAGUAAAAAAACAAAACCUAUUUGAUGCAAAACGCGUCAGAUUCUGCUGUCAGGGGGUUUUAUGAUUAGCUUUAGUUUUUCAAAUCUAUUUUUCUGAAAGCACUUUGUUUGAGAUACUGAAAAGUUUGAAUUUGUGUGAACAUUUUUUAAGCUUUUUAUUUAUUUUUAGGCUUUAAGAAAAAUGCAUUUACAUUGACAAUAUAAAAAAAUAAGGAUGAAUUAUUUAAAAAAGUAAAGCUAAAAAGUGUUUUACUGUAGAUGAAAAUUUUAUGUAAAAGUGAAUGUAAUUUACUGUCUGAUUCCAUUGAAAGUUUUGUCGACCUUUCUUGCACUGCUUUGCUUUUUUAAGCAACAUAUAAAGAAAAACUAAAAGAGAACCAGAAAAUAAUAUUGCCAUAAACCUAAACUUUGAAAUGUGCUUUGUUUCUGAAACAGGUUUAAAAUCUGUCUAAAAUGCUAAAAUACAUCAAACCACUUUGGCUCUGAAUUCACCUUCAUUUAGCAUUUGCAUGAAAGCAAAAACAUCAGGGAACCUUUCUUAUAACAGCUGGAAAUGAAUUCAAUGGGUUCAUAGUUUUAGUGUAAAUCAAAGUUUUGGGGUUGAAAUGCUGCAGGAAGAUGCAGUUGAUGUUGCUGAAUGUGCAUUUAAGGGUGAAGCUUGUAAAUGAAGGAAUCUUGUUUUUUUCCUGAUGUUACUGAUGUACAAAUACAACAAUUCUGUGCUUUUUUUGGUUUUUCUGAAGAUCAGAAAAUGUCAAUAAAAAGUCAAAAGUUGAAGGAA